AUGCGGCGAGGAAUCCGUUCGCUGAGUGGCGCGCAGGGGACCACGCAAGGGUUGCAAGGCGCCCGUCGCUCGCAGCACGAACGGCAGCUGUUGAUUUUUUCCCGUCCGCGAGCUGGUGGCGUUUUCCCCGCCACCACCCGCACUAGGCGCCUCAUCUCCGCCGUGGCCCUGCGUUUCCACUCGCUCCUUAUUUCCGCCGUGCGGCUCCCGCUCCACCUCGUGCGCGCUUCCUCCGCUAUGCACCUUCCCGCGUCCCCCUGGCUGCGCGCACUCGCGGGGCUCUCCGCCGCGCUCGCGCUCGCCUGCCUCUACGCCGCUGUCUCCGCCCCCUCCGCCUCCCUCCUCUCCGCCUUCGUUUCCGCGGGCGGGGAAGGCGGGGGGAGUGAGCGCGAGGAUGCGCGGAACGAUGUGAGAGCGGAUUUAGGCGAGCGAGAUUUUGAUGGCGCGGAGUUGGGAGAGGGGGAGAUGGGGGAGGAGGGAGCGGGGCAGGCGGAGUUAGGGCGGGCGGACCUGUUUGCGCUGGCAGCAGAGACGGGGCGAGAGGGGGAGGGAGGGAGCGGAAGGGAGAGAGGGGGAGGCAAGGGCGAGGAGGAUGCUACACUGUACCCGGCACUGGAUGGCAGGUGGGCACUGGAUGGCAGCUCGCCUGUGGUGGCGCUGCUAGCAGCUCACAGGCGGCGCAUGCGGCAGCGAGUGGAGGAGGCGAGGGCGCAGGCAGAGCAGGACGAGCAGCGCCUGCACGCUGCUGUCACGGCCGCCGUGCGGCAGCUGCAGGUGGACCGCGCAUCGCUGGGGGACAGCUUCCCCCUGCUGGACGAGGCGGCCGCUUCAACCAUUGCCGCGCUGCCACCUGGCAGCGACAGCCUGGCGCAGAUCCACGCCAUGCUGGCCGCUGCGCCACGUGUCAACGUGGGAGAGGUGGACGUGGGGGAGGGGGAGGGUGGGAGUGUGGUGGAGGGAGAAAGCACAGGCGCAGCAACCGGGGGUGUAUCUGAAAAUGUGGGGAGGGCUGAGAAAUGGGCGGUUGGGAAUAGAGAAGUGGGGGAAGCAGAAGUGGAGGAGGCGGUGGGGGAAGCAGUGGGGGAGUGCAUGGAUCUGUAUUUCGUGGCGGAGGGGCACCAGACGCGAUUCCACAUCGCCACGCAGAAGCAGCAGCAGGCGGACAGGGAGGCGGAGCUGAGGCAGUUCAUGCUGGGGCAGCUGAGAGCACUGGACGACCGGCGGGAGUGGUGGGUGGCGCUCAACCUCACGGGCGAGGAAGCUAGUGAAAAGCUCAAGACAAUGCCCGAUGGCGCAGGUACGUGUGACGCGCCAGGUGGAACGGAACAGAAAACAAAGCUAUCGGAGUUCCUCUUCUGCGACCUGCUCUUCCACACCUGCUUUGACUCCUCUGUUCCGCUCCUUCCUGCCACACUCUCUCCAACCCCGUUCCUCUGCCUCCCUCAGAGAAGACCAGGCUAUCGGAGUUCCUUUUCUGGUAUCUGCCCUUCCAACCCUCAACCCUCUCCCCAUCCCCCGUGCCUCCCACCAGAGAAAACAAAGCUAUCGGAGUUCCUUUUCUGGUAUCUGCCCUUCCAGGCCUGGUUCGACUCCGAGGGGCCUGACCACCCCAAGGCCGUCGCUCACGUGGAGGAGCAGCGCGCUGUGCUGGCAGCCGCCACGUCAGCCGCCACGUCAGCAAAAUCAACCCUGAAAGCCACUCAAGAUCUUCUAUGGGAGGAGUGCGGGCUGCGGCUGCCCCACAGCAACUGGACGGACGAGCAGAGCGCACUGCUGGAGCGAUACGCUGCUGUGGCCAACGUGUCCGGAUGCACCGAACAGUGCACCGACUGGGAGGCUAUUUACCCCGAGUACGAAACCCAACCGGGGCUAGUCGCCCCGAAGCACGUGUGGCAGAAGCUCCCAGAACACUACCCCGACACCCGCCCCAACAUCUCCUUCAUUGUCACCUACAGCGGGCGAGCAGAGCGCGUGCUGGUGCUGGUAUCCCGCCUGUACGCGUGCACACACGGCAUGGCGGGGACUGGUUCCCUACCGGGCAUUCGGGCAGAGAUGCUGGUGAGUGUGAUGCACCCCGAUGAGACUCUCGAGGCGUGGAUGCAGGCGCGGAACGACACUGCAGAGGGGAUAUUCGUGGUGCCCGUGCUGCCGAGGCUGGGAGCCGCACCGAUGAUGUUGAACGACCUGGCGAGGAUGGCACGCGGGGAGGUGGUGCUGAUGCUGCAUGGGGACGCGCUGCCGCCCGCCUCGUGCCUCUGGCUGGAUAGGAUGCUGGCUGCGUUUGCCUCGUGGCCGCGCCUGGCAGUGGCAGGGUUUCGCACGGAUGGCUUGGGAGAGGCUGGCAGCGCAGGGGAGGCAGUGGGGGGAGAGGAGGUGCCGCAGAUGGCACCUGCUGCUGCCAGCUUGCGGUACUGGAGGGGGUUUGCAGAGGAGAUGGCGGGGAGAGGGACAGCCAGUGGGGGAGGGAGUGGGGAUGCAGAGAGACUGGAGGGAGGGGAGGGAGGGGAGGUGGGGUGGAGGGACCCCGAGACAGGGGUGGCGAUGCACUUCACGGGGCUGGUAACCGCGUUCCCUCUGGUGGUGAGGCGCUCUGUGCUGGAGGACAUGGGGUGGCUGGAUGAAGCGGACUUGCGGCAAGGAGAGGCGGCUGUCAUGAGCGACUGGCACCUGUGCUGCCGCACAUGGCUCUCAGGUUACCAGGUGGCGCGCCUGCAGCUGCAUACAGGGGAUGGCGACCAUGGGGACUGGCUCACCGUGACGCGCGCACGGCACCGCCACGUGCUGCCAGGGCGGGGAGCCUUUGGUGGGGAAGAGCAGGGCGGUGCGGUGGAGUAUGGGGAGUACGACGCAGCGAUGGCCGGGUACCACGAUGACAUUGUCAAGGAGGUCGCUCGCUUGAAUGGGCUGCUUGUUCGCAAUAGAGUGAACGGCGGCGAGACACGUUCAUACGAACCGCUGCCUGACGACGGCGGCGGCGGUGGCGCGAAACGCUCUCCGCCUCACACGGAUUCGAGCAGAGAAACUUCCUAUAUUAGUGUCGACGCAAUCGAUACCGCAAACAGCGCCGCGGCUUCGGACGCGCCGGCGGCGACACGCGGGCACGGCGCCAGCGGAGGUUCCGCCGGCGGCGCAGUGGAGGAGGCUCGCGGUGCGCGCGACGAGCAAGCGCAGACGGCGGAGGCGGGACGCGCUGUAGCGGACGGAAUCCCGGCGGAAGGGAUGGCGGGGGAGGGAGGGGCGGAGGGGAAUGUUGGGAUGCAGAGCGCCGCGCAAGGCACCCGCGGAAAUGGCGAGGUGGCGGGGGAGGAAGCGGGAAGCGCUGGCGCUGAUGGCGCGGCGGAAGGUGUGGGGAGGCUGGCCGCGGACGAGGGGGAGGCGACGGGGAGAGGGGAGGCGGAGGGAAGCGGAAAGGAGGAGAGGAAGGGCGAGAGCAGCGGCAAAGAGCAGAAUGCAGGGGGGCAAGUGGCGCGCUCCGUGGAGCGCCACCAGCGCGCGCAGCAGGCCGCGGGCGCGCCUAGGGGUGAGGGGCAGGCAGGCGGGGGGAAUGGUGCGGCGGGCAUACUCUCCCCCCAGCAUGGCCACGCGCCCCACCACGCCUUCACGGAUUCCGCCCCCCUGCACGCGCCCCUGCACGCGCCCCCGCACGCGCCCCUGCACGCGCCCCUGCACCACCCCCUGCAUGCCCCGCUUUCCCCACUACGCGCGGGCGGGCGGUUGCAGCAGCUACAGGCGGAGGAGUGGGGGGGCGGGGAGGGGGGCAUGGGGCGCGACGUGAGCACGAACAGCAACAUGGGCGCGGCGGAGUGGCUGGAGGGGUGUUUGGAGGAGGAGGAGGAGUGGCAGCAGUGGCGCAUCGAUCCCCAGCAGCUCGUCAUCAAGAGCUUCCUUGCGCGCGGCACCUAUGGCUCCGUGCACCGCGGGGAGUACAGAGGAAAACAGGUGGCCGUGAAGCUGAUGGACUGGGGCGAGGUGGACAAGGCAUCGCGCGCCAAGCUCACCUUCCUGCGAGACGUGUUCGCCCAGGAGGUGCUCGUUUGGAGCACACUGCAGCACAAGAACAUCUGCCAGUUCGUGGGGGCGUUACUGGGUGGGCCCGACACGUACACCUUCCCGUCGACGGUGGAGGACCACCGGGGCGUGCUGCGCGUGGGCAGCCACGUGUGCUGCGUGGUGCUGGAGUUCCUGGCAGGCGGCACACUGAAGCAGCUGCUCAUGAAGCACUACCACAAGAAGCUGUCCGUGCACCGCGUCGUGCAUUUAGCACUUGAUAUUGCUGAGGGGUUGGAGUAUCUGCAUUCAAGGGGCAUCGUGCAUCGCGAUGUGAAGUCGGAUAACAUGCUGCUGGACAAACACCACCGGGUGGUGAAGAUUGCAGACUUUGGGGUAUCACGGGUGAAGUCAGACAACGGCACCAUGCACCACAAGACCGGCACCUACGGCUACAUGGCUCCUGAGGUAUUAAAGGAGCGGCCGUACGACCACAAGGCGGAUGUGUACAGCUACGGCAUCCUGCUGUGGGAGAUCUACUGCUGCGACAACCCCUUCCCCUACCAUGACCUUGACUCCAACGAGAUUGCUUCCACUGUCAACCAGGGCCUGCGACCGGACAUCCCAUCAUGCUGCCCGCCACAGCUGGCGGAGCUGAUGAGGCGCUGCUGGCAUCAGGACGCAGGCAAGCGGCCAGACAUGAGCGAGGUGGUGAGGCGCCUCAAGGCCAUUGACUGCCGUCAUGCCACGCCCAUGCGCCCCGUGGAGGGCGAUGACUCCUCCUGCUCCCUCAUGUGA
This is a messenger RNA of Closterium sp. Yama58-4, 4785 nucleotides long. Lineage: Eukaryota; Viridiplantae; Streptophyta; Zygnematophyceae; Desmidiales; Closteriaceae. The record is from the annotation of a GenBank genome assembly.